AUGAGCUGGGCAGGUGGGUUUUAAUCCCACGCCCACAAAUCAGUGCUAAUGAGCCAAUCCAGGCUUUAAGAAAACGGUUAACCGGACCGCGGUCCAGGCCAUGAUGAAAGCUGGUCGGUUCUCACUCAUCCCUCCCAUCUCUUCGGCUAUCUCUAACGGACAUUAGGCCAGAUCGAAAAGACAAACGAUCGCGACUAUGAGGUUGAGGAGCGCCGGUUCAGAACCAUGGAGGCCGCCGCGACAAAGCUGCAAAAGGAGGCAAAGGGUUAUCUAGAUGCCUUGCGAGGUGAGGUUUGAUGGUUACUUUGUUCUGGACAUGCUGCCGGCUAACAUUGCAUCGCAGCUAUGACUGCAUCUCAAAUGAGGAUCGCCGAGACGAUCGAUGCAUUCUAUGGCGAUGCCGGAACCCGCGACGGAGUCAGCCGCUCCUACAAGCAAGCUGUGGAAGAGCUCGAUGCCGAAACUAUCAAGGCUCUGGACGGCCCUUACAGGACUACUGUCUUAGAGCCUAUCUCUAGAUUCUGCGCUUACUUCCCAGACAUUAACGAAUGUUCAGACUCCCCCAAGCCGGUUGUUUCUAGGUCACAACUAAUAGAAUCGUGCGUCAGGCAUAAAAAAGAGGAAUCACAAGCUCCUUGAUUACGACCAGAUGCGGGCAAAGGUCAAAAAGCUAGUAGAAAAGCCUGACAAAGAUCCCGGAAAGCUGCCGAGGGUGUGUUGCCAUUCAACUGACUUCUGAGACCUGGCUCUGUACUGACGCUCAUUACAGACCGAGAAAGAGGCUCAGAUGGCUCGCGAUGUCUAUGAAGCUCUCAAUGAACAGCUUACUACAGAAUUGCCCCAGUUGAUUGACCUCCGGGUACCCUAUCUCGACCCUUCAUUCGAAGCACUCGUAAAAAUUCAGCUCAGAUGUAAGUUUCCCCCCCUAAUCGCCCUCCCUCCAGACAUGAUCGAUUGAUUCUUGCGCCCCACAGUUUGUGCAGAGGCAUACUCUAGAAUGGCCCAAGUCCAACAAUAUCUCGACCCGAACACCAGAGAACAAUACGCUCAAGGCCACCUUGACCAAAGAGUAGAACAAGUUCUACAGGAGAUACGUGAUCUUAGCAUUGCAGGUGCUACAUAAACAAAGUUCAUUAGACGAGAUACGCGGUGUUCUUCUGUCAUUAGUUCGUGUGGCGUACUGUACCAAGAGCUAGUUCAUACAAAGGAAUUGACUCUGAUAAAAAGAU
This is a messenger RNA of Tuber aestivum (summer truffle), 1229 nucleotides long. The record is from the annotation of a GenBank genome assembly. Lineage: Eukaryota; Fungi; Ascomycota; Pezizomycetes; Pezizales; Tuberaceae.